GGGGGGCUCUUGUUUUUCUCUCUCUCUCUCUUUUUCUCCUUCUCUCUCUCUCUCUCUCUCCCCCCCUUCUCCUUUCUCUCCGCGGGCUCGAGCCGUCCUUCUUGGCCGCAGUCAUGGAGGCAGACGGGAGUCAAGCCAUCUCGGGCAGCCCCAGCGACUCGCAGCACGACCCCGGUAAAAUGUUUAUUGGCGGCCUGAGUUGGCAAACCUCCCCAGAUAAUCUUAGAGAUUAUUUUAGCAAAUUUGGAGACAUUAGAGAAUGUAUGGUCAUGCGGGACCCAACAACAAAACGCUCCAGGGGUUUUGGUUUCGUUACAUUUGCUGAUCCUGCAAGUGUUGAUAAAGUAUUAGCUCAAGCUCAUCAUGAAUUAGAUUCCAAGACGAUUGACCCCAAAGUUGCAUUUCCCCGAAGAGCUCAACCUAAGAUGGUCACAAGAACAAAGAAAAUAUUUGUAGGUGGAUUAUCAGCUAAUACAGUAGUGGAAGACGUAAAGCAGUACUUUGAACAGUUUGGCAAGGUAGAAGAUGCCAUGCUUAUGUUUGACAAGACCACCAACAGACACAGAGGAUUCGGCUUUGUAACUUUUGAGAAUGAAGACGUGGUGGAAAAAGUCUGCGAAAUUCAUUUCCAUGAAAUCAAUAAUAAAAUGGUGGAAUGUAAGAAAGCACAACCUAAAGAAGUGAUGUUUCCACCAGGGACACGAGGACGAGCUCGCGGAUUACCAUAUACCAUGGAUGCUUUUAUGCUUGGCAUGGGAAUGUUGGGUUACCCAAAUUUUGUUGCAACCUAUGGCCGAGGAUAUCCUGGAUUUGCCCCCAGUUACAGUUAUCAAUUUCCAGUGCUUUCCGUGGGAUCUUCAAUCAAACCCAGUUAUCCAGGUUUUCCAGCAGCGGCCUACGGACCAGUAGCAGCAGCAGCGGUGGCAGCAGCCAGAGGAUCAGGGAUCCCCGAUUAUGGUUUCUAUUCUCCGCCCGGUGACCAACGGGCUCCAUUAUCGUAUGCGGACUAUGAUUCCAUGGGGCCUCGGGUGGCUCAGAUGCUUCGUAGCGAGCACCCUGCUUCAGCGAGUAACUCCCCCCUCCACCACCUUCCCAGCCCGGAUCAGUUUAAAAGCCCAGUCUUGAAUAGCUACAGUGCUCAACCGAAUUUUGGCGCACCCGCUUCCCCGGCAGGCUCCAAUCCAGCCCGGCCCGGAGGAUUUCCAGGGGCAAACAGCCCGGGUCCAGUUGCAGACCUCUACGGUACAGCCAGUCAAGACUCCGGUGUGGGUAACUACAUAAGUGCUGCCAGCCCCCAGCCUGGCUCUGGCUUUGGGCAUGGAAUUGCUGGGCCUUUGAUUGCAACGGCUUUUACAAAUGGAUACCACUGAAACGUUACACAGGGUUGGUUGCCAUCUCACUUGGAGAGUAUAUCUGGAUGUCCAGGCAAGACAGGGCGAAGUUUCUGAAUGGUUCCAUGUUUAGGUGACACAUCUUCAGACUUUGACCAUUGCACCAUCAUCAGUAACCCACACAAACUGGAGGUGACACUCAAUGGAUAUGGGUUGUCCAAAAUCGGUAUCAUCUCAUGAACCUGCUGUACUAUAUAGAACAACAGCUUUUUAAAACAAAUGUGUAUAUAUAUAUAAUCCAUUUUUGUUCAUGUUAUUAUUUUUCUUGAUGUUUUUUUCCCCUUUGAGAUCUAUUUUAAUCACUUUUUUGUAGUAUUUUGACAUAGGCUUAUAAUCAAAGUAGAUCUGCUACUUUGCGUAUUUAGGAAAACCCUAACCAUACACUAUAUCUUAAAGGUUUCUUUGCUUUGCUUUUUAAUCCCUUUCUCUAUUUCUUUCUUUUUAUGUAAUUUUGUUGCUGAAAUGGUAACAUGAUUUUCAGUUUAUUGGUACCAAUUCUGAAAUUGAGAAGGCUUUUUUCAGGUGGAAUUUAGCACACGCUGAAUUUAGAAUUAGAGCAAGCGAGAAAAGUAAGUGGAAAUACUCUCUUUUAUGCUGGAUGGGAAGUAGGAGGCUGGCGCAGUAGCAGGAUCUCUAGCAGUUCUUUUUAUUAGUUAACCUAAUUAUAUCUAUUUUCGGCAAUAAAGUAAGGACCACAAAAUUUUUUGUGUCCUUUUUCUAUAAGUGCAUUUUUUUUGUUGUUAAAAAAAAAAAAGAGGCGAUAAGGUUUUUUGAAAUUGUGAAAUCUAAAAAAAUAGUAAUACUGUAAAUACAAUUCCAUUAACUUGCAUAUAAACUAUUAAAGCAGAGAAAUUGUAAUAUUUUUGUGAUGGAGUCAGAUUAAGGCAGUUUCUGUACUGAACAGAAGAAAAAGAUUAAAAUUUGGGGCACACAUCCCAACAGGAAUCUUCUCUUCUGCAAGACUUUUUAUAUGAAUGGAAAAUGCAUGAGGGCAUUGAGGUCCUCACUCAAUUCCCAUUUAUCUCGCCAGCGCACGCAGGGAACAUUUCUGCUGGAUUGUGCCCCAACGUUUUUAAACUUUUGAGAUCGACUGCCAGAGCUGGCCCGUAGCAGUUAGAUCAACACUGUUUUAGCUUGCUCUGUAGAUGUUAGACCUUAUAACUGUACUAGCGUCAUACCAGCAUAUUAACUAGACCUCUGUGCACAGCUUUGAAAGUAACAGUCUAGUUACAUUUUUUAAGUUAAAAAAACAAAAAAAAACCACCCUGCUUUUCCCAAGAUUGAAAAAGCUACAUUUUUAAUAUUUAAAAGGUAUUUAAAGUUUCAAGCACACUUUUUUUAACCAUUUAGAUCACCUGACUGUCCAUCCAUCUCCGUCAGCCUCUCCCCUCCGUGGCCUGCAGCCUUUGCACCAAGGCAGUCUUGAAGUCUUGGAAGCUCCCAGCUGUGGGGAGGGGCAGUUAAAAGCAUGCAUCUUCUCACCUUUUUUUACCCAUCCUUUUUUUUUCCCCAUCCUUUUCUAAUUCACGAAUUAGAAAAAGAAAAAAAAAAGCAAAGGUUUAUUUUAAACAAAUCGUUAUGAAUACCUCAGUGCUACAAGUUUGUCACCCUAGAGGCAAGAGAAGCUUAAUUUAUUGUAGAUGAAAACAGAUUUGAAAAAAAGAAAAUGUAUAAAAAAACAUCAUUGCACUGUGACUGGUAGGGGAAAACUGACAAUUUCCGAUUUGCACAUGUUUAAUGUUUGGCUGUGAUAUAUAUGGUCCUCUGCUGGGGAGGAGACUUAUGAAGGAUAUUUUUUAAUUUAAUUUUUUAAAUAUGGGUCAAAUAGGCUGGCAACAGCAACUCCAAGUACAACACAGUAGGUGAUAUUACAAGCAUAACUAUAGUGUGGAUAUAUUCUUUUUUUAAGCAUUAAUAUUGACAAGUUUUAUUAAUAUUUUUUUAAAUUGUUACGUUUAUAAAUUUGGUACUCUAGGUACAGCCAGAAUAAGACACUGAAUGAGACAUUUGUUAAGAGAAAAAAAAAGCUGCUGCACUCCUAUUUUUGUAAAAUUUUACUAACCAGUAGGCUAACAUAGAUGUUCAAUAGACAAGUUACAGCAAAGCAUCUUCAAUUACUCACGGAGGCACCACAAGGCGAACUGUAAGGAGGAGGGGAAGAAUCUUAACCCCCCCCCCCCAAUUUUUAAAGUAGAGAGCAAAAAUGAGGUGUUUUGCUGGAGGGGGACGGCUGUUGUAUGUUUUAAGUUUUUAUUUUCUUCUUUGGAAAAACAAAAAAAAACAGGUUUAAAAGCCAGAAUGCUGGACGCUUUUUAAAGUUAUUGAGACUUGAUCAAGUAGUACACUAAAAAAAUAAAAAAUAAAAAAUGAAAUGAAAUAAAUAGAAGGAAUUAAUCACAAACUAAUUCCCUGAGACUCGAGUGUGUUUUUACAAAAAAAAUUAAAAAAUUAAAAAAGAGCGAGAGAAAAAAAAAAGAAGAAAAAAGUCAGGGAUUUUUUUUUUAUUAUUAUUAUGAUUACAUUUUAAUCAAGAUAGACGCCAUCCAUGUGCAGCCCUAUCAGGAGUUCCUGAAGGUGGAUUUCCUUUUAAACGAUGGAGCUCAUUUGGAUUUUCACAGAGCUUCCUUGGUGGAGUUUCUGGGAACAGUGUGCCUGUACUGUAGACUAUCAUGUGUUUCUCCUCCUCCUUCUUCGGUCUCUGGCACCUCAUAGAAGAUUCUUUGUUGAUCAUUGUUGUAUGUUAAUAAUGUAUAAAAAUGACUAUCUUGUAAGAGUGCUGUCCUGAUUCUAGUGUAGUGACACCCUUCCACACAUACCCCUUUCUCUUCUCUUCCUCUUCCAGUACAUAUUGUAGUUGUAUUGUAAUUAAGGUUAAAUACAUAGAUGUAGUUAUUCAGAUUUAGGACCAGUAAGGAUAGAACUUUCUCUUAUUUAAGGCAAAAAGAAAUGCUAAUAAUUUUGGGGCAGGUUUUUGUUUUUAUUUAAUUUCUUUUUUUCGCUCGUUUACUUUCUGCUGAUCUCAUGUGGUUUCAAACUAACCAAAGGCUUCACAAUAUAGAAAGAAAAAAGAAAGGAAAGAAAGAAAGAAAGAAAGAAAGAAAGAAAGAAAGAAAGAAAGAAAGAAAGAAAGAAAGAAAGAAAGAAAGAAAGAAAGAAAACAUUGGCAAAACUACUGCGGCAUUUUGCAGAUUCCCCCACCCUUCAACUUUUAUUAAAAAAAAGGGUGUGCCAUACUACCUUAAACGCUAAUGCUAGAUAUGCAAAACUGGAUUUUUUUAGUUUAUUUUUUAAAAUAAAAAAAAGGGAGGCAUGGUAUAAUGAAAUGAUUUUGCAAAGAGAAAAAAAAGUAUUUUUUUAAAAGAAAGAAUACUCCGAAGAAAAGUUGAUAAUCUCUGUGAAUAUGUUUUAGAUAGUUCUAUACCUUCUGGAUGCCCAGAGCACAACUUGUGUGGAACCUGGUAUAUUUUUUAGGUGACUGCCUAGAGUAAGGUUCAUUUUCUUCCCUCAAACUCAUCUAGACGUCCAUACUAACAGAUUUGAGAAUUUGUUUCCAUUUGGGGAAAUUAAUUUUAAACUCAGACGGUUCAGCCGCAACUUUAUUUUAGUCAAGAGAACGGACAUACCUUGCCAUCCCAGCAUUGUACUGUUCCGAAUCUCAUUUGAAAAACAUUGCCUUGUUGGGAGGGUGAGGGGGGGGUCUGCAAAAUUCAAGAUGGCAUCCACCACAACCAUGUGAUCGUAGCCCUGCUCCAUUUGUACGUACCUCGCAAAUGGUUGGGGCUUUGAUCACAUGGUUGUCGACUCCAUCUCGAUACUCUUCUUUUGGAGUUAACAAAAAUCAAAGUGCAGUUCAAUGGUGCAAAACCCACCAUUAGUAUACAACAGUAGUGGCGGUGAAAUGCACUUACCUGCGCUAACAGUUCGGGAGUGUGAGCUUGCACGUGGUAGGCGGAGCCUCCCACUACCGGUUUGCACGAGCUGGAUAGCUCCGGCUGGAUUUCACCGCUGAACUGUAGAUACUUUACACCAGGGGUGUCCAACCUUGGCAACUUUAAGACCUGCAGACUUCAACUCAGAAUUUCCCAGCCAGCAUAAUUGGAGAAUUCUGGGAGUUGAAGUCCACAGGAAUUAAAGUUGCCAAGGUUGGAUACCUCUGCUUUACACAUUUCCAUGGAGAGCAUUGAAAAAUGCUAUUUUGUGCCUCAAACCAAGUUAUAUAUUGAUAAAGCAAUUGGGAUAUCAGAAACCCAGUAAGAGGUGUCAGAAGGAUUUGAAAAAAUUAGAAGUCAUGUAGAGUAGUGAAAUACACUUUGUUCUGUUUUGUUUGUUUUUUUGCUACUUACUUGAACAAAAGGGCCAGAAUUUCACCCCUAGGCUGUUGGAGUUUUUAGUUCGUCUGGUUUCUCUUCCCGCCAAAGGGGAAAAAACAACUUCUCAUCCAAUUUUCACUUGGAAGUUGACUUGAUUAAAACAAAGAGCAACCUGUCCCUUUUUUUUAAUUUCCUAUUUGCAUAAUGUUUCUUUUGAUUUGAAUUAGUAGCUUGGACUUUAAGGUAGCAUGGCUCUCUUGCUGUAAUUUUUCUUUCUCUUGUACAGCAGUAUAUACGCAAGCUGAUGAAUGUGACACAUCCUGCUAGGCUAGUUGAAUCAUUGGGUAAUUGUUGGUAAAUAAUAAUGACCUGAAAGGUGUACAGACUUUUAAUUUACUUUUCCACCCGGCCAUUAACCCUGCACAGCUCUUUCAGUCUGAAGUAUGAAUGUGGGCUAGGGACUCCAGUCACCAAAAACAUCCUGUUUCAUUUUCCAUCUAAUUCAAUGCAAGACACACAAAAAAGACUAAAGCAAUAUAGUUUUACUACAUUUUUCCUCAAAUGUCAGCCAUGGUUAUAUAAUAUAUAUAUAUUGCAUAUAAAAUUGUUUACAAAAAAACACUAACUACUUAUUUUUUACUCCUUAGUGUAUUUGCUUGAAAGAUUUCCUACCUGUUUUUGGUUUGGGGUUGUGUUUUUUUUCUGCCAAGUAAAAUGGUUGAAAAAGCAGACUGAAGCUGGUCUAACUAUAUUUUGAGUGACGGGGGCCUUAGACACACUGGCAGAUUCAAGAAAAAAAAAUCUGCAUCAAUACACUGUAGAGUUUCAUAAAAGGUGCAGAAUCUAAUUCCAAUCCAUUUCUCACCGUGUGCAAGCACUACAUGAGAUUCUGCCAGCUAAGCAAUACUUUAAUACUGUAAUAAGAAUUCUACCAAAAAAUAAAAAAUAAAAAAAUAAAAGUUCCGAAACAAAGCUGUUUGUUCGCCAAUAACCAAACAAUCAGAAUGUAUUGUCUUUACAGAAUUUUGUUUCAAAACGAAUAAAGCAAACUGAAGUCACCCAUACUAUAUAACCUGUGUUCUGUAUAUAAGCCACCACACCGUGGGAUGUAUCAUUUUGAAUUCUAGUGAUAGCAGAUAAUCUCAUUAUGUAUGUUGUACAUGUCUUGGAAUUCCAUCAGUAACCCAAUGUAAAGUUUCAGCAUUUUCAGAUAAUUCUAAAUUUUCAGCCUUCCCCAGCCAGGUGCCCUCCAACUACGCUGGGGCGUCAGCUCUCACAAUCCCAACAUAUUUGGACAGACCUUGCUGGAGAAGGAUCCUCUAAAGGUAUUUAAUCAGCAGUGACACAGUGGCCAGGCCUAGUCCCUUCCUUUUAUAUUUUAGUAUGAACUGAUGCGAACUUUGGUAGUGAUUUUUUAUAUACAUAUAUAAAUAUAUAUAUAUACACACACACACAAACACACACACACGUGUGUAUAUAUAUAUAGAUAUAUAUAUACACGUGUAUCUAUAUAUAUCAAGCAUCUUUCAGGUCUCUGUGUAUGGCUUUCUGAAGCCCUGUUGUAAAAAUACUACAUGGAUGGGGGUCUCUCACAUCACAGAUGUGGAAAGUAUAAUUUUAUAUUUGUAUUUUCAAAUAAAUAAGUUUGUGAAAGGUUUCCAUCCUCUACUGUGGUCCAGAAAAUCAAUGUGUUUGUCUCAGAAAAAAAAUAAAUAAAAAAAAACCUGUUUUGAA
Messenger RNA from Ahaetulla prasina, 7435 nucleotides. It is a transcript of the gene MSI2, whose product is annotated as musashi RNA binding protein 2. Gene Ontology annotation, cellular component: cytoplasm. The record is from RefSeq and is a predicted model, not a curated record. The transcript is spliced from 16 exons. The coding region runs from base 114 to 1370 and encodes 418 amino acids. Lineage: Eukaryota; Metazoa; Chordata; Lepidosauria; Squamata; Colubridae. Gene Ontology annotation, molecular function: RNA binding.